Seminavis robusta is the source of this 768-nucleotide messenger RNA. The record is from the annotation of a GenBank genome assembly. Lineage: Eukaryota; Bacillariophyta; Bacillariophyceae; Naviculales; Naviculaceae.
AUGAUGAUGACGGGUGUUUUUAACGUUUUGAAUCUCUGCUUUCUCUUGUUCAUCCAGUUUCCCAAUAGUACCUCCAAUAGUACCUCCGAACAACAAGAGACACAAAAGCAACCCAGUGUAUGGCCCGAGAUCUGGUCCAUCAUCAAGACCAGAACCUUUUUGACCCCGAUGGCUUCCAUGACUCUUGCCUGGAUCAUAAUGUCCGCGCCAAUGACACUACUACGAGUUGCCAUGCAUGAAGUGGGAUUCUCCGAUCGUCAGUCUCUAGUUGGCAUUGAGCUCCACUUCAUUGGCAUGUACGCACCUGGCUUCUUUGUGGGGGCUCUGAUUCAACAAUUUGGUCCCCGUUGCAUGACGGCCUCGUCGAUUCUGCUUUUUGCAGCCGGCAUUGCCACCCUUCAAACGGCGCAAGGCAACGAUGAAAGUGGUGACAUGCCGGAAGCCGUGUGGUUUGUGGGCAUGAUUCUCAUGGGUGCGGCCUGGAAUGUGGGCUUUAAUGGUGGGACCGUUUGGCUCACACAAUCCUACCGAGAAGCGCCGCAGCUCAAAUCAUCCAUUCAGUCUGCCAAUGACCUGCACCGGGGCCUUUGUCGCCAGUACUUCCUUCUUGUACCGUACGAAGCGGGUGGGUCGCAACUACAGGGUUGGCAGGCUGUUCACUGGAUCGCCUUGGAACUUCUGGGCGUCUUUGUCGUACUGCUACUUGUCGACGCCAUUCUAGUGCAACGACAACGGAAAGUUUCAGCUGUGACAGCCACAAACGAAUGA